Messenger RNA from Klebsormidium nitens, 4179 nucleotides. The record is from the annotation of a GenBank genome assembly. NCBI's taxonomy places the organism in Eukaryota, Viridiplantae, Streptophyta, Klebsormidiophyceae, Klebsormidiales, Klebsormidiaceae.
AUGAUGAAAAAGCUGUUCAACAAGUGGGGGGGCAGCGAGGAGGGGAAGGGGAAGAAGGCCGCGGGCCGCGCGAGCGAAGGCCUUGUUAGGGGUCCAGACAUACCCAAUCUGCUCAACUCAGGACCCCAACUGCUUGCAGCAGGGCCUGGCGAGAGUGGGGGCUUGGACAAAGAACCUCCUGAUGCCCAUACUAACCGCCCCGUUCCCUCCUUCAUAACCAACUCGGUUAACCUCCCCAGUUAUGGCCAGUCGGCCGCGGUGCCCCUCCCCCUCCCUUCCGAGGCCAUUGCCCUCCCGCUCCCCGAGCCUUCGCAAGGCCCCCACCCAUUUCCCAGCUCUCAGGGCAACCCUCAGUCCCUUCCAACGGAGGACAGCGUUUCCCCUGGGGGUUUCGGAUUCCCCAACCAAGGCCUCACAAGGCUAGUCCUGGAAGGGGACCCAGCAACGAACUCUGAUGCAGGAAAAGGGGUUAGCAAUAAGACUGGGUUAACCAUCUCCCGCACCGGGGGCAACAAGUCGAGUUACUCAAGCCCCCGGGGCCUGUCGUCAGUAUUUCGGAGCGGGCCGAAGAAUGGAAAGGCUGGGAGGGGCGAAGCAGGUGUGAGGACUAAUCAGAACCCACUUCCGUUCAACUUCCCAAACCAGCGGCCCUCCCCAUUGGAGACGGUCUUGAGCGGCCCAAAACGGGGCCAGGUUCUCAGACCCGUUUUGGAUGCGGCCGCUAGCGAGCCGGCAGCUUCGCCGCAGCUGCCUCCUGAUCUGUCGUCGACCCCCUCCCCAAACAUGACCCCUCGGAGCGCGCCAGACUGGACCAGCGCCAUGCCCCCUGUCAGCCCUUUCUGGAACCGAACCUCUCCAGGGGGGUCGGCAAACCCGCUCGCUCCAAAACUCCGUCGGAGCCCUUCUCUGAACUCCAACCCGGACUCGAACUCGGUCGACCACUCCAACACGAGCAGCCCUCUCAGCCGGUUUAGCCCCGUGGGUCAGGCUAACCAGAGCGCUAACCAGGUUCCUGGGAAGCCAGGCAAAAGUGCCCCCUCCUCGCCUGCCCACUCCGAAGGCCUUGGGGCAGGGAAGCCGGACGCUUUUGGCUCAGGGCACAGUAUAGGAUCCGCAAUGUCGGAGCCCCCCCUCAGCACCGAUUCCGCUGAGCUUAACAGCAAUCAGACUGAAGCGGAGACGAUUCGGAGCUCCCUUCGGGGAGAAGACGAAGCCAAGCAACUGGAAAGCGGGGAAAUUGUGCAUGGGCGGCAUCUGCUGGGCCUGGACCCUUGGGAAGAGUCGGGGCGGGACGACUCGUCGGAAGCGAGCAGCCCCGGGGGGUCCGAGAGCACGGAGUCGAGCGUGGCUGGAGACUGGCUGAAUAGCUCGUCUCCGAAACGGGAAAAAGGAGCUGUUCCAGCCCCCAGGGUGCAUUUUGACCUGAACGCUCCUCAAGCUGUUCAGGGGGGCGGUGGCGCGGGCUUUCAGGGGAUCCUUUUGAGCCCCCGGGGGAAAGCUGCCACGACCGAAGGGCUUGGAGAUGCGCCGCCGCUGGUGGGCGUCCCUGAAGCGCACGAUCUUCCGAGGCAUUCCGAGGGGGGGUACAAAAAAGAGGUAGGGGAAGAGGAUCUGACCCGGAGCAUUACCCCCCGGACCGCCGAGGCGUUGCAGGGGGAGGCCGGGCGGCAGAAGGGAAGCCAAGCGGGUUCGCCGGCGCCCUUGGGGGUGAGGAGCCCGCAAAAACCGGUAGUGGGAGCGGUGAACAGGGUGCAGCGCCCGCUGAACACGCAUUUGAACGUCCCGAAGCAGCUGACGCCGAUCACGGCGGGGCCAGCGUGGCAUGAGAGCAUCGCCGGGCUGCCUCUCUCAAGCUCAGAGGCCGCUAGUAGCGCGCCCCAGGCGCACCCGCUCCCUGACAUUGGUCAAGCGUACACCCCGCCCUCCGUUGCAAACACACCGUCUCCCAGGGAGGGGACAUCCCUGCCCCCUGCCCCUCAAUCCCUUGCUUCACGAGGAGCUUCCCGUGCUGCUCAGAACCGCACCCUCUCAUCCCCUGAGCCCCAUUCACACCACUCCCGAGCUUCCUCGGAAGGGCGUGUCAAGGCGAACGAAAAUCUUGGGGGCGGAAAGCCGCUGCAAUUGUCACAAGCGGGCAGCAUGCUAGACGGCGGCGCUCGGUCUCGACCUCACCGGAAUCACUCGGAGCCUAUCCCGCGAAGCUUUGCCGACGCCCCUAUUUUCCCAAGGACCGACAUUCAUCCACUACCGCUCUCGGAGGCCACGCGCACGCUGAGCGACCCAAUCUUGCCCCGCCCACAAAAACGGACGUCUCUAGAUCAGGACGCUACACCGUUACCGCUACCCUUACCACCCACCGAGGACAAAGGGGUCCUUAGCAGAGGGGUUAGCCCAAGCCAAGCCCCAGUCUCUCCAGCGCAACCAUCUCCUCUACCUUUGUUGCCCCAAACUGGUUACCCCCUAACCCCGAGCGUCUUCCCUACUGGCAAGCCUGCCGGCUCGGUGUCCCCCUCCGUAGCCUCUACCCGCUCAUUGUCUCCGCACGCCUCCCCAAUCUCCGUUUUGCAACGGGGGGACAGAAAUAGUAGGGAGUUUAGGGGGGUGAACGCUGACCAGGUCGCGCCUGGCCCGAAGUUGCCGGUCAACUGGAGGAAGGGCGAGAAACUAGGUAGCGGGACUUUUGGAAGCGUGUACCGGGGCUUGAACAGUGACACGGGGGAGAUGUUUGCGGUGAAGGAGGUCGGCGAUGCGCAGCAGAACGUUUUGGACGAGAGCACCUCCCAGUUGGAACACGAGGUGGCGCUCCUGAGCCGUUUGAAGCACCCUAACAUUGUACAGUACGUUGGGACAAAGCGGGAGGACGGGAAGCUCUACAUUUUCCUCGAAUUCAUGCCGGGGGGGUCCAUCGAGUCGAACCUGCGCGCCUACGGUCGCUUCACCGAACCCCUCAUCCGCGCGUACACGAAGCAGAUUUUGUGCGGUUUGAAGUAUCUUCACGACCAGAGCACCAUUCAUCGGGAUAUCAAGGGAGCCAAUAUUCUGGUGGAUAUCAACGGGCGCGUGAAGUUAGCGGAUUUUGGGAUGGCCAAGCAGAUCUGCGAAACGAACUCCCUCGCUGCCAAAUCCGGCAUCAAGGGGAGCCCUUUCUGGAUGGCGCCCGAGGUGGUUAAGCACGAACGACGAAAUGACGGACGACCAGCGGACAUUUGGAGCGUCGGGUGCACGGUGUUGGAGAUGGCGGAAGGCGUCCCCCCCUGGAGCCGCGAUUGCACUAACCCGAUCCAAAUCAUCUGGAAGAUUGCUUCUUCCAACGACUACCCCCACAUCCCGGAGCACCUCUCCCAGACCGCCGUCGACUUCAUCAAAGUCUGCCUCAACCGCUCCCCCGACGAGCGCCCGAAAGUUGACGACCUUCUUAGCCACCCUUUCAUUGCUGACGUCGUCCCAGAAACCCCCCCUGAUUUGUCGGUAGCUUUUUCCCGGGUGUCCCCUCCGGGCACUCCCUCCCCCCGGCCGGCGCCGCCGGUAGUGCCCCGGACGCUGAACCGGACGAGUCAGUCGCCAGCUGUCCCGCGUUUGUCGCGGCAAACGUCGGGAAAGCAACUAGAGGAGCGGAUAGUCGAGGAGGACGAAAGCGUGUCCGCGAUUGUUGCCGCGCUAGUAGACACGCCGAGCCCGCGCGCGAGCGGGGGGGGCGUCAGGCAGGUAAUCGGCGCAGCCAAGCUGAGGCCCAAAACGCCCCCUCCCAAUUGGUCGCCGAACGGGUUGGUACCGGAAGAGCCAAAGCCAGGAACCGCGAAGUCGCGAUUUGGGGAAAUUAGCGGAAGUGCGCGAGGGGUGGAGCAAAACGACGCGCGAACGAAGCCGAGCUUGCGGUGGAAAUCGCCGACGAGCGGUGAGCCAGCGGUGCCGCCUGCCGAAACUUCGUUUCAAUUUGCAGGGGCGUCGGGGGAGAGACAUCCGGGGGCCCCGUUGACUCGGCACAAGUCGGCGGACGCUCCGACUCUGCGGCGUCCGUUGGGCACGCUUUCUGAGGAUGGCUCGGUAGAAAUAGAGAAGCUGCAGAAGGUGCUCAGCGUGCCGCUUGAGACUACGAAAAGUAAAAGCGGGCCUCUAGAUAAGUUUGGGGCGAGCAACCUCCCCAACCACAAGCGAUACAUUCAAGGAGAGGUUGCCUAA